Caenorhabditis auriculariae is the source of this 11707-nucleotide messenger RNA. The record is from the annotation of a GenBank genome assembly. Lineage: Eukaryota; Metazoa; Nematoda; Chromadorea; Rhabditida; Rhabditidae.
AUGCAAAUCGUGAGGCUCUCAUGGCGUUCUUCCUACAUGCAUGUGGUGCAUGGAAACGGAGGCAGAAGCCGCGCCGGUGAUGAGCCUCGCCUCCCCGAGUCGGCCGAGCAUUGUUUGAGCAUGAUUGUUUCUGUUUGUUCACCCAAUGCUCCUGGCGCUGGGCCGCCGAAGACGUCUGGCCAGUGUCUUCCCGGCAUUCCACUAUGGUUUUUUGGCUUCAAAAAUCGAAAUUUUUCUCAAGUUUAGCUUCAUUUUGUGCCGGCAUACUUUUGAAUGAAGAUUUUUGAUGAACUGCCCUUUUUGUGAAAAUUGUCUUUAUAUGGCUCAAAUUUCUCUUUUCUUGAACUUCUCUGUCUACAGUAAUCCGAUUAUUUGUAAAUUUUCAAACUCAAAAACCAAGAAGAAAGUAUGAUUUUCAAUUUUAACGUAGAUCUGCCGAUUCUUAGGUUGCGGUUUCAAUCCCAGGUGGGGGUCAUAUAUUGUCAAAUAUACCUGUCAAGUAGGCUUCCUUUCCGAAUUUCAGGUUGCGGUUUCAAUCCCAAAGGGGUCUUAUUUUUCUGAAAAAAAUCAUAAAUUUUUUUGAAAGAAAUUUGAAAAUCCUGAUUUCUUCAUACCCUUUUUUCUUAAAUACUCAUGACAAGAUGUUUUUUUCAACUUCCAUAACCUCACUUUUGAGCAAAAAGCAGAAAAAUCAGACUUUCUGUUUCUCACAGAAAGAAAUAAUUCAGCUUAUUUUUUCGAAAAAAAAGUUUAUUUCCCGAAAUUUCUGUUCAGAAUGGGAGAACAACAGCUUGUCUUUUUCAAUUUGUACACCUGCUCAUCAUCAACUUUUUCUCCUCAAAAUUUCUCCUUUAUUCCAAAAAAAUCCUUGUCCCUGACAACAUUUUCCUCGUUAUACAUUAUUUUCAGUCGUUUAUUUUUAUUUUCCAAGGUAACAAAACCUUCAAUAUGACUUUUCUUUCAGCUCGGCAAAUAAUGCCGCGGCUCUUCAUCUUGAGUGCUAUCCUGAUCCCUUAUAUAAGGUAGGUCGGAUUUUUUUUUAUACCUGGAUUCCAUGUUUUCAGCACAUUUUCCUUGGUUCAAGACACAAAAGGAAGCGGAUGUGUUGAGUUGUUAUGUCCAGCCGCUGCCAUUGAUUUUGGUGAGUCUCAAUUUUUUUUUUUAAAUGGGACAGAUUGUAGUAGCUCUCAUGCUAGCUCGUGAAAAAUAAGAAUCUGACAGGAUUGGUCAAAAAUUGUGUUAUAGUCUGUGUACCACGACUUGGAAUUUCACCAAACGACAUUCCGCUGUUCCGCCGGGCGCCUUUGCGAAUCUCGGUCGCGCUUUCAAUUUUUUUCUUCAUUUAAAUACUUUCAAGUCGUGGUACACAGACGAUAAGACACGGCAUUCCUAAUGGGGUGAGGGAAGGUGAGCGAGGCGUCAAAAGUUCUGAAUUUGCAAAAAAAAAAAAGUAAGUGCGCGCCUCGGAUAAAAGGACUGUGACGUCACAGUUACCUAUCGUGGCAAAUCAAACUGAGUAUUCAACGGCAAGAAGAAUACAUUUGGCUGCGUUCUUGAGAUUUUUAAUUUCGCGCAAAAUUUUUAUUGACGUCUCCCCACCCCGUUUGGGAACGCCGUGUAAGAAGAGACAUUCCUGGUUUCUUUCGACAAGCAAAAAUUCUAGUAAAACAUAUGUAGAAAUAGAACACUGAUGAUGUUCUUCUAGGGAUCAAGAAGCUGGUGAACGAGGACACCUGGGCCAGCGAGACAUGCAGCACCUGCAAGCAGUGCACGGACAACGGCUACAGGUGAGUUCUGGAGCCUCGCUUCUUCGAUCUGAUCGAUGGCUCAGCGUGUGCCUGCGGGUGCAAGACUCACGAGCGGCCAGGAUCGAGGGCGGCUGUAGCUGCUCCCACGCGGUUCCUUCCAACUGCCACGGCGACGUCCGUCAAACCGUCCAUCCGGCCAACAUCACCAUGCGCCUCUACACCGUCUGCUACUCUAGCGGUUCGCUAGUGCUACUAACGUUUCACAACUAACAUGAAUCAAAUUUGGUCUACCAUGGCAUUUGGGGAGCUUUAUCUUGUGCAGGUGGCACAAAUCCAAACAAUUGACCUUAAAUUAUCAAAUCGGGACGGGAAAGAGGAUAUUUCAGUGCUUCAAACACCCGCCAAACCAAUUGCCGUCAACGAGAACUUCACUGUGACGGUUACGGUGGAGCCAUUUUGGGCUGAAGCCUAUUGGCAGCCGCUCAACGUCACCAACCUCACACUUCAUUAUGAAUACGUCACAAAGGUUGGGAAAUUAUUUAUCGCCAAUUCAAAGAUCCUCACUUCAGAAUCCGGAGCACUGUGAAGGAGACCUGACGACGUCGUCGACGGGAGUUCACACUUGCAAAGCCUCGCAUCCUGUCAACCUCGAUGAGGCCGAAGCUGUCGAGCCUGAGAAUGGCGAUUAUGAGCACAGCGAGGUUUGAUCCAUCUUGACUUUUAAUCUUCCAAAUAUGGAAAUAUUUUGCGACCAAAUUUACCGUAUCUCUGUCAACAGGUAUUUUUCAUGUUGAAGAAUUUUAUGAGAGCAACAAAAAAGGGGUGAAAUGAAAAAAAUAAGCAAAAACCAAGAAAAAAAAUUUUUGGAAACUAUUUUGUCCAUAGAGCAGCCUUGCUUCUUAAAUAAUUUCGCGCGUUUUCAAUCGAAAUAUUCAUUUCGCACGUCCACGCCUCAUCAUUGCUAGCAAGCAUGCUUUUAGCACCAAUAAAAACAUUUUAAACUUAAAAUUCUAUUUCUUUAGUAUUUUCCGUCUUGAUAUUGAAAAUAAAUGUGAAAAUAUUCACUGUUUUUCCUUUUAAGCUUCAAGAGGAGGUUUUAUUUUUAUUUUUCUUUUGCAUCUAAUGAUCAUUUGAAAAAUAUAAAUUUCGGCAGUAUGUUAAUUUUCGUCAGCGAUAGAUGCACAAGAAACAUCAUAACUGACGACUUUUUGUGGCAGUAUGGUAAUUUCCGUGAGCGGUUAAUGCACAAGAAACAUCAUAAUUGACGGCUUUAGCUUUGGAAACGUCCUGUUCGUUUUUUCUUGUUUUGUUUCUCGGUUUCUUUCAUAUAUAAUGUCACGCUCUCCAUAUAACUGUUGGAAUUUGGGGGAAACGCUCUAUCAGAUGGAAUCCUUGUUAAAAAUUUUAUAGAAAUCGAUAUUUAGCAUCAGCAUAGAACUCGAAAACUUUAUGACUUUUUUCCGUCGUAAUUUUGGUUUUCCCAAUUUUCCUAGGUUUUCUAUCUGAAACUCGAAAGAUACUAGUCAUUAACGGCGAUUGAUUUAAAGAUAAAUAAAAAAAUCAUUCAAGUGUAAUUGGUUUUUCCUGCUCGAAAUUUUUCUGAUUAAGCUGUGACUGUUUUGAGACUUCUUUUUCAGAAUUAUGACGAUGUUUUGCCGGAGAUUCAGUUUGAUCGAGUCGCAUUCCGCGGCGUCAAAAUGGUCCGCUUCUAUUAUACGGUAAGUGGCUUUUUCAAAAAAAUCUCAUCUGUUCGAAAUUUUUUUGGGGUUUUGAGGGAGAAAAGAUCAUAUGAAUAAUUUUUUUCUAGCAAUGAAAAAAAAUCUUUGCUUUGAAGAUUUUUGUGAUGUGUGUUCUUACAUCGUUAACAAAAUUUUAAGCAGGCUUAAAGGGAAUUUAUCAAUUUCCAGGCGUCUGUCAAGAGAACACGUCAACUCUCAGCCAGCUCUCCCCAUUCCAGUGGCCAGCAAAUCCACGACACGACGACUGUCAUCACCUCGGAGCCCUUGGACUUUGACCUAAAGCCUGAGGUGUAUGGCAACGGAGUUCGACCUGGAAAAGGUUCUGGAAAAAACAUGUUAAAAACCGAAAAAUGUGUUCAGAUGACCAGCCAGUAGCCGCCAAGCCUGUGACGACGUCGGAAGAUGACGCCACGCCCGUGCCAGAAGCCGAAGAGGAGGAGGACGAAGGCGUUAGCGAGGAGAAGGGCGGCACCGACUUCUUCCGUGACGAUGGUCCCGCCGAAGCGGAUAGUGGAGAGCAAGAGAAAAAGGAGAAGGAGGAAGAAGAAGAGACUGAGGUAGGACGCGUUGAGGUUGAAAUAAAACUCUCGUUUUUUCCAGGACUCUGCCGUCGAAGUCAACCUGGCCGACGUGAAGCCCACUAAAUUGGAAGUGAACACCAAAAAACCGACGGACAAGUCUCCGAUUGAGCUUUCCGAACCUAUCGAUGACGCUAAGGUUAUUUGCAAUCAAAAAAAUAAAUAAUAAAUUAUUCUUGAAGGCGUCGGAAGAAGUUGAAGCGACGACGGAAGCCAAAGAAGAAGAAGAAGAAGACGAGGAGGCGGAUGAAGUCGCUGACAAGGACGAAGACGUCGAGAAGGAAAAGGAGGAAGAUCAUCUCGAAGACGGAGGUUUGUGGAAAGAAAAAAAUAGAGAAAAAUGCCUGGUAGACCAAAUUUGAAAUGGGGGGAAAACUUCUAUGCAACUGGGAACUGUCCUCUGUACAAUAUUUCAACAGCUUGUGGCUUCUCUGCACUCUCUGCUCUCUCACAGAAAGUGAGAGAACAAGAGGGUGCUGACCAGUUAGACAGUUUCAAGUCUAUACGGAGUAUGCCAGGAUUGGCUGCGUCGCGAAGCAUUUUGCCGCCAAAAAUAUUCAAAAUUUUACGCGACCUCCAACGGUUUGAAAAGGACUUGUAAAGUUGGAUCUUGAGAAAAUGAAAGUCCGAAGCCGUUUACCCCGGAUACUGAGCUUCGGGAGUUUGGAAGUCCGAGUUUUCGGCGCCCUCUUCUUUCUGGGCGACCAUCUCGCGAACACCAAGUUUCAGAAAAAGAUGAAGAAGAAGCUUCUGAAGAGAAAGAAGGAGAAGAAGCUACCACAGAAAGCGCUGGAGAGGAGGAGGAAGACAAAGAAAAAGACGACGAAGAUGAAGAUGACGUCACCAGCUCGACCGUUUCCGAAGACGAGACGACGGCUGGGGAGGACGACGAGGAGACGACCGAUGAGAGUGAGGAGGGUUCAGGCGACGAGGAGGACGAGGUUCAGACAUUCACAAAGACCUUUUGAGCAGUUACUUCAGGACCUCUCGUUCUUGGAGAAGUUUGUCAGGCGGUCGGACUUCCCGCGAGUGCGGCUCGUCUUCCUGAUCACUUUAGUGGCUUUCAUCACCUUCCUGCUGCUCGUUUGUCUCGUUCGCCACCGCAAGAACUUCUGUGGAAAGGUUGGUGCGGAAAAAACUCGAAAAUCCGUAAAACCUCUUUUUUGUAUUUCGGGCCAAGGAGGAAUUUUCGGCUCCUCGUGACGAUUUACGGAGGAUAUCAUAGCAAUAUCGCGCAAGUAGAACCGAUUCACGGCUUGCUUGCGACGCAAAGAGGCGUGGCCUGUCUGCGCUCUCCAAAAAACAUGCACUGUUUCUUUUCGUGUCAGGACCCUUUUCGAUGGCUCGAGCCAGCCGUGAAUCAGCUAUAUGAAUAAUCUACUUGGAAAAAGAAAUAACUGAGAAUUUUUUAGCGAAUAGAGGUUCGCCAAGGACUACUUGGAAAGGACACUAAUGUGGCCACUAAACCCACCUCUAUAGUGGCCACUAUUUUCCGUUCUAUGUGCCACUAUAGGGGCUCUCUAUUUAGUGGCCACUUCAGUAGUUUUUCAAACAGUUACUCUGAUAAUUUUUAAAAAAAACAGAUUGGACCAGUUAUGUUGACCCAUUGACCCCUAAAGAGGCCACUAAAAUUUUCAGUAGUCUAGUAGUAGCACUUAGACCUCUAUGGUGGCCACUAACGUUUAACCCCUUAAGUGGCCACCAAUUUGACUGCUAUAGUGGCCACCAAAAAUUUUCACAGAAUGAAUUAUCAUUUUGUUUAUGAGGUGUAGUUUGUAGUGAAACUAUAGAUUGAACUUCUUCCAAAAAAUCUUAUCUGAGACAAAUUUUUCAGUUCUUUUGACCUUUCUAAAUCAACCUUAUAGCCUUCAAAGUGAAGCAGAUCUUUCAGGCUGAAACAAAAACGUCGAACGGCUACCGCUACUCGUCGGCUUCCGGAACCGUGCGCGGCACCGAAAUGGUUAGUCCCGAGAAGGAACGCCUCCGGCAGUGAUCCGUCAAGUCCCGAUCCGUGUACCUUCCCUUUCCGAAAGACCCAAGCGCCAUAAGAAAUGGAUCUAAUCUCUCCUUAGUCCCUCUGUUAGCCCCCCAAAAAAUUCAACACUCAAUACGGUUAUACUCUUACCAGUGCUGGAAGUUUUCGUUUCCCACGUUCGUUUCGAGACUUAUAUUUUAUUUUUAUUAUUAUCAAUUUUUCAAGCCUGAAUAGAUCAUGACGAGCUUUUUCAUCCCCACAGAUUUUAUCGGUGUCCGUGUGCUUCCUGAUCCGUUUUUUCUCCUCCAAAAAUCCAGAAGACGUCAAUGAAAAGUGGCUAUAAAUUGCUUUUUUCUUUGUUUCUCCUCGUCCUUUUUCGUUGAAUAACUUUCUCAUUUUGUUCCACUUUUUUUAAAUUUUCCAGUAUUUUUCUGUUAGAAAUAAAUAUUUGAACAUAACUAACUCGUAAUAAUUCAGUUUUCAGCAUACGGGCACCGAUUUCAUUUCGUACGUAUUUUUUGACUUCAUUCACCACUUUUUUCGAACAGUAUGGCUUGUCUGCACUCUCUUAUGUCUCGCUCGUAUAGAUGAGAGAGAGAGCGCGCAGACAAGCAGAGCAAACUUGAUCGUCCCGGGUAGCUUCCGGCGAGAGAGAAGAGAGCCUAGAGAAGCUGGAUGUUCCGAAACCGUGGUUAAUGAAGUUUGCACUGUGUGCUCGAGGGUUCCCUCAUUUUUUAACUUCUUGAGAGGCCACUAAAGGGUUUUUUGGAGGUGAUAGAGAAGAGGUUGAGCUGGAAAAUUUCGAAAAAUUAGCAAAAAAAUUGGUUUCGAAAAGUUUUAGAGAUGAUCCUCAUCAACAGUUUUUGAGAUGGUUCAGUGCUCUGAGAUUGCAAAGAAAAUAUAAAGUGGUCUUUUUAGGGUUUUAAGGUACUUGAAGUGGUUUUUAAAGUGGUCACUUAAACAUUUUUAUAAGAUAUUCACUUCUUCAACAUAAAUAGAGUUUUCUAUCAUAAUAUUUGCGGGCAAACCGCUCCGCGACCGCAACGCAUUGAGCCAUUCUCGUGCGGGAGAGAGGCCAGAGAAAAAGAAUUUAUUUCUUUCUCUUCCGUCUCUUAAAUCUCCCUUGCUCUCUCGUUCAACAUAGUCUUUUAAAACAGAAGGGAAAUGUUGAAAAAUAGGCUUUUCAGAAGCCCCUGACUCCAAAAACCAAUGAGAAACGAGUUUCGGCUGAUGAAAUCGCUCUUAUCAACCAAUCAGAUGUUGAAACGGAAAGGACCGCGUUAAGGUAAUGAAAAUACGGUUUAAAAGAGCAUAGUCGAUAAUAAUCUUGGUUAGCCUUCUGCGCUUUUGAAAAACCUAUAAAUCCUGAUAAGACCCUCAAAAUCCAAAAGUUAAUGCUUUCAGAGAACUCGUCCGCACCGCCACUUCCUUCAACCCAUCGAAAAUCGAAAUGGGAAUGUCAGUGGGUAAGAGUUUGCUCACAAGGAGCUUAUGUAGCUCGAAUUUUCAUGAGAAUAAGCCUAGAUGUUCUUUGAUAUACUAGAAGAAGGUGUUGAAUAUAUCAGAAUGCAGAAAUUGGAAUUUUGGGGAAUGGUAGCUUCAACAUUCUCCGAUUUUUCCAGGCGUAAGAUCCUUAAAAAUGAAAUAUAUAUUUUUUUUUUUUUCUGAUCGUUUCCAGAGCUAAGCCCACAAAAAAUUCGUCAAAUAAGAUGUUUCUUGUGCAUUCACCGCUGACGGAAAUUAACAUACUGUCGACAUUUUUUUGAAUUUAUAAAUGGAAAAAUUGUUCAUAUAAAUCACAAAAAGGGCAUUCCUUCUUGCUCAUUUUUAUUUUUUUCAGGGUUUCAUCCGUUUAAAAAUUAAGUUUGAUUAAUCUUUUUUUAUCUUCUAAACUUCAUUUCCCAGAAAAAUUCUACAGCUUCAUUUCAUUUAUUAUUGAAUUCAGUUUGUUUUUUUACCUGACUAGAGCAUUUUUAUAUAUUUUUUUUUAAUUAGCGCUAGAUUUUUCAUCACAUUUCUUUUUUUAUUCAACUUCCCCUAUUGGUUUUCUUUUUUGAAUAUUUAUUCCUUGUUAUUUAUUUUUUCGGUUCUCUGGAAUUGAAUCUAAAGAUGGCUUUUUCUUCAGAAAGUUCUUCAUAAUAAAAAAAAUUGUCGCAGUUUGUGAAACUUUAAUCAAAAUUAUCUUCUUCUAGGUGUCGGUCAGUUCGGUUCGAUCCACCGCGCGAUUUUCAACUCCUUCAACGGCUCUGUCCAUGACGUCAACAUUUAUCUUCUCAAAGGUGCGGGAAUUCCAAAAUUCUAUCAUUUUUCUGCCUUUUUAGAUGUGUACCAUCAAUCUGCGGCUCAAUUAUCCGCUCUGACGUCACAACUGCGGAUGAACGUACUUUCUGGAACCCAUCACAACGUCGUGACCUUGAGGGCCGUUGCUCAGAAUUCCGGAGGUUUUCUUCAGAUUCUGAAGGCUUGAAUGAAAGAUCGAUUUCAGAUUUGCUUCUGAUGUGGGAGCCGUUGGCGCAGCCGACACUUCAGGGCGUCCUGAGGGAGAGUCGUUGUGCCCGCUUUGGGCCCGACGCCUUCAAGUCGGCCUCGUUUUUGUCGGCGGAGCGACUUGUCGCCAUGGCUAUUGGUGAGUUUUCUUGCUAAAUCAAGAGGGAUGUGAAACAAAUCUAUUAAUUGGCUUACUGUAUCUUAAAGGUACGUGUGCAAUUUUAGCAUUUUAGCUGCAUCAAGCUUUUUGAACUUUAAUAUUCGUGACAUCAUUUUUUUUUUCGUACGUUUUCAAAGCAAUACAGCCGAUUCACGGCUAGUUUUUGACGCAAAGAGGCGUGGCCUGUCUGCGCUCUCCACCAACCAGACACUAUAUCGUCUAUUAUCGUGUCAGGACCCUUUUUUCGAUAGCUCAAGAGUCAGCUAUAAAAGGCGUUUGGAUUUCUAUUCACGGGCACAAGUAUAGAAGAAAUAAUGUCCAGCAGAAUCGACACUUCAAAAGCCAUGAUUUCCAGGAUGCUGCAACGGCGUGGAACACCUGACGAAGCGCGGCGUGAUGCACCCCCAUCUGGCGACGGCGAACGUUCUUGUCGCAGAACGAGGCGUCGUCAAGAUCUCCGGCUUUGGUCUCGCCGACCAUCAAGCCCUAAAUGCUUCCACGGAACCUGUAACCCCGAAAAUUCCUCCAAAACUUGAAGAUGUUCCUCCAGAAGCCUCUGCCAUUGCGUUGGCAGUCCCCGGAGCAUUUCAAGACGGAUUCGACAGUCGAUGAGAGGAGUACGGUUUGGUCGGUCGGAGUACUGCUUUGGGAGAUCUUCUCUCUAGGUUUGUCGAUUUUCAGAACUGAGUUUUCAACUUUCAACUCGCAGCGAAUGGACUAUAGUCUGUUCGAUUUUGAAUGUCAAGUAGAAUGACGUCAUUCGAAAACGCUUUGUGGAUGGCUCGCUAUCUGAUUGGUUUACCGCGCCAUUAGGGGGUGGAGCUUCAGCGACGACUUGACAUUUGAAAUCUGAACAGACUAUGACCCUCUCGUGUUCGCGCGCUAUUUUCAUGUUUCCAUGACCUCUCCGGUGAGUGAACAGAGAGGCGCAGACACUCGGAAGUUGUACUUAUUGAAUCUUUUCAUAUUUUGAAUGUCAAGUAGAAUGACGUCAUUUGAAAACGCUCUGUAGAUGGCUCGUUUUCUGAUUGGUUUAUCGCACCAUAAGGGACGGAGCUUAGGCUAUGACUAUAUAUCUUACUUGAAAAUGUUUUGCAGGGUUAUUAGGUCAGAAAAUUGUCCUUUUUGCGGUUUCCAAAGGGUUUUUGGCGCGAAUUUUGUAUUUUCUGAACCAAAAGAGUUCAGGCGGGACUCCAUUCCUGAGCAUCCGGCAAGCCCAACAAUUUGUCGAUUCGAUGCGAGACGGCUCCGCCACGCUUGACCCAAUACCGUACUGUCAGCCGGCAAUGUUCGUUCUUUAUUUUCGAAUAUUUUUUGCUCGAAAACGAAAAAUGUUCUCUUCAGAACCCAGCUUCUCUCUGCGACGACUUCUCAUUCCGCCGAUGCUCGCCCUGAUUUGAGGACGAUAAUUCGGAGAUUAGAAUGCGUUUCUGCGGAUGCCAAGGUCUAGUUUUCACUAUUUUUCAAAUAGGUUCAAAAUCAAAAAACGACUUUUUCACCAAGCUCACAUGGCCUUUGCCGACCCCCCACACGGUGCUUAUUUCACCCAUCAUUUCAGAAAUUGUUGAAAUUUUUUUAAAACACUCUUUAACGUCCAAGUAGAGAUCGGAGUCGGUGGAAGUAGAUACAAAUUUUUAAUUUUCGAGAAAACUUUUUUUGAUAGUGGAUUUUCGGCUGAAACUUCGAGUUGUCUUUUCUGGAAAGCUGGCGAUUUUCGCGUUCUAAAUUUUUUUUUUUGGUUUUCAAGUAAAACUUGGAAUCAGGAUCUUUCAUCAAUCUGCCAAGAAGUUUUUUUUUGUCAAAUUUCGAAUUUUUAGGGGAAUUGAGUCCUUAAUAGGGCUAGGAAUCAUUGAAACUUCAGAGCAAGUGGUUGGUGAAUUAAUUUUUUAAAAAAUGGCUCAAAACAACAUUCAAAGUUUCUAGCUUGAUUUAUAAAAAGAAUCAAGAGUAAAAAAAGAGUCUAAAAUAAUUAAUUAAUACUCAAAAAAAUUAAAUAUUUUCAGGCGCACAUCGACCUGUCCCUCCAUGACGCCUUCCCCUACGUUCCAAUUUCCUCCCAACUGGAACAUCAAACGGAGAACUCGACGUGAGAAAUAUUUAUCAUUUUCCCAAGUGUAUCAUAUUGCCGCUCAGCCAUGAAUUCAGUUGAUCGAUUGUUUGUUGCAGAGUUUAUUAAAGAAUAUGGAAUUUUUGCGUUUUUUCGAUUCAAUCUUAAAAAGUGAAGUUCGAGCCGUUCCAGGAUUAUUUUAGAACGGACCGUACGACCUAUCUGAUCCCCAUAAAUCCCCCCACGAACUUCUGGGUUAAUUUGUUCCUGCGGCCUUGCUUUCUUUUCGAGGCUUCUCCCUAUGCACCCAGAAUGCUGUUCUUGCAAGUUCGGCUUUGCUAUCUCUGAGGAGAUCGCCGCAUUUUAGAAAGCUGGACGUGUUGCGUCACGAUAAUAUAGGACACUUGAAACAGUUAAGGGAAGAUUUUUGAGGUUUUUGGAAACACCAGGAAGUGUUUUAUCAGGAAACAGCUUUGAAAAGUAUCUAUACGAAAGCGGAGGCGAGAGUGUGAGAGGAUGAAGAGGUGACAGAGAAAGAGAGGUUAUCUGUUUCUUUGACGUCUCUUCAGAUCGCUAUCGCUUUUUCAGCUCUGAUUCUUUAAUCUUGAAGAAAGACCCUAGUCUGGCUGUUGAAAGUAGAAAGGAAGUGAUACAGCGAUUUUUAGAGAGGCCAGAGAAAUAGAAAUUCCCUGCUUCUCUGGCGUCUCUUCACGCCACUGCUACUCUCUCAUGAAUGCUUUUUUUCCCUGUUUUUUAAGUUCGAAAAAGCCGCUCAGGAACUCUUGUGUCCCUCAUAAACAGGUAUAAAUUGGCAAGGUCUCAGCCAAAAAGAGCGCUUGGAACCGAUGAAAAAAGUUGGAGACUGGAGAUGCGGAUAGGAGGAGCCGGCUGUAAGCGGCGAACCGUGAACGGCAGCAGAUGGCAACGUCGUCUAUCUGCUGCCGGCGAUCUCUCAGUCCCCGACGACACCUGA